UUUUUAUUCUAUUUAUUUUUUUAUAUAUAAAAUUAUGAAUUUUUAUUUAAACAAAUGUGUCAAGUACCAAAACAUCCAUUUUUCAAUUAGACUCCAUAAUUCUCCAAUCGACUGCUUCCUUUUAGAGGAUCUGGUUUAGGGAAGAUUUGAAAAUUCAUUGUAAUUGAGGAUUGGGUAAUUAUUUGGUAUCUGAAAAAUGGCGUUGAAGUUUCUGAACAAGAAAGGAUGGCAUACCGGUAGCUUGAGGAACAUCGAAAACGUGUGGAAAGCGGAACAAAAGCACGAGGCUGAGCAGAAGAAAUUGGAAGAGCUUCGUAAGCAGAUUCAUGAAGAGAGGGAACGCUCUGAGUUCCGUCUUCUCCAAGAACAAGCUGGCCUUGUCCCGAAGCAGGAGAGGUUGGAUUUUCUCUACGAUUCUGGACUUGCUGUUGGGAAAGGUGCUAGUAGCUCUGCUGCUGGAGGUAGCGGAGGUGGAGGUUUCAAGGCUCUCGAAGAAGCCCUUCCGGGGUCGAAGGCGGGUACUGAUGGUAAUGCCAACCAGUCUUCUUCUGCGCCCGGUGCGUUGUUUGAAGACAAACCUCACUCGGCUAAUGAUACCUGGCGUAAGCUCCAUUCAGAUCCGUUGCUUAUGAUUCGCCAGCGCGAACAAGAAGCACUUGCUCGUAUCAAGAACAACCCUGUCCAAAUGGCCAUGAUACGCAAAUCUGUUGUAGAGAAGAAACAAAAGGAAAAAUCCCCUGAUCAUAAGGAACACCGUAAGAAGCAUCACCGUAGUAGUUCCAAGCAUCGGAAACAUUCAUCGUCUAAACGGCAUUCAUAUUCUGAAGAUGACACUUCUAAGGAGGACAAAAAAGAUAAAAAUCACCAUCGCAAGAGGUCAGAUUAUGAGGGGCACUAUCGCAAAACAGAAUCAGAUUCAGAACAUGAAUUAAAGGAAACAGAAAGGGAAGAGAAGAGUCACCGCAGGCAGAAAUAUGGAUAUGAUGAUCAAGAUGUUGAUAAGAGGAGCCAUGACAAGUCUAAGCGUGAUAAAUAUUCUUCUCAAGCUCCACGAAGUAUAGAUGCAGAUAAAAAUCAAGAAAAAGAUCGACGGUCUUAUGACCAUAGAGAUACUGGACCUCGGGAUAACAAGCGCCGGGGUGUUUCCCAUAAACUUUCUGAAGAGGAGAGAGCUGCCCGGCUUCGUGAAAUGCAAGAGGAUGCUGAGUUGCAUGAAGAGCAAAGGUGGAAGCGGUUGAAAAAGGCCGAGGAGAAUGAUGCUCAGGAGGCUACACUGUCCAGCACAUCUGUUGGCAAAAACUUCUUGGAUGCUGCCAAUAGAAGCAUUUAUGGUGCUGAGAAGGGUGGAAGCUCAACAAUAGAAGAGAGCGUCCGUCGUAGGGCGCAUUAUUCACAAGGCCGUUAUGAAUCAGAAGGAAAUGCUUUUAGACGUUGAUGUUGUGUUUCCGAUAUAUUCCGUUCUCAGUAGGCUUCAAUUAAGCAGCGAGGUUUCAGUUCUUGUUGCACUAUUACUUCGGCAUGGAAUGAGACGAUGGUUAUGGUCUCGCUGGAGAUUUCAGUUUCUUUAUGUCCGAAGUUUAUAUGAACGACUGGUAUGUUACUAUCCUAAUGUUCAUAUUAUUUGAUGUGAUUCUAUUUAUAUUUUAUGUACACCUUGUGACUGAGUUGUGACCUCUAAAGGGAUUCACAUUCACAACAUUUCCCUUCGAAAAUCUUCUUGUAUCUCUCAUCAAGGUUCAAAAAAAGGAGAAUUAUAACUAUUUGGUCA
Molecule: messenger RNA, 1768 nt
Organism: Gossypium raimondii (Peruvian cotton)
Lineage: Eukaryota; Viridiplantae; Streptophyta; Magnoliopsida; Malvales; Malvaceae
Exons: 5
Coding region: 197-1435 (412 amino acids)
Biological process (GO): mRNA splicing, via spliceosome
Cellular component (GO): U2-type spliceosomal complex
Source: RefSeq, a predicted model, not a curated record